Molecule: messenger RNA, 3198 nt
Organism: Heterotrigona itama
Lineage: Eukaryota; Metazoa; Arthropoda; Insecta; Hymenoptera; Apidae
Source: the annotation of a GenBank genome assembly
AACGCAGUGAACGAUGAGGAAAAUUGAUAAUAAAAUUUUUGCAUCGAAUAGUCGAAUCAGUUAAUGAGUUACGUUUUGCGGAACUGCAGGUUAGUUGCAUGGCGGACAUUGGCUUGACAAGACGUACGGCACGGAAGUUCCCGAGUACGACCGACUAAUUGCGAAAGCCUUCAGAAACAACAACCGUCGGCCCUUCCUAAAGGAAGAUCUGUGUGCUGUGAUUUAUCACUCAGGGGGCCGAAACACGCGCAACAACGGACAACCCCACAGGACCGGGGGGUGCUUCUCGUGUCUCGGGAGGAAGGUCAGGGUUUACAAAGUUACCUUGACUGUAACAGUCAUACACACCAGCUGCCUCUUUUUCACACCCAAAAUCAAUCACCCACCAUCCGUGUUCGCAAUCACUUUUGUGAAAUACACUGAAAUUAAAAAGAAAAAUUCGAUGCCUUCCAGGGACGAUAUUCGCUCCCUAUCCACUGAGCAACGCUGGAUCCCUCCUUCAACUGUUAGACGCGAUGCACUCACCCCAGAAAGCAGAAAUGAUCUCAUCUUUAGAAAGGUGCGGGGUAUUCUUAAUAAGCUUACGCCGGAAAAGUUCGCAAAGCUGAGCAACGACCUGCUCAACGUUGAGCUUAAUUCUGAUGUGAUUCUCAAAGGUGUCAUUUUUUUGAUCUUCGAAAAAGCACUUGAUGAACCCAAGUACAGUUCUAUGUACGCACAGCUGUGCAAACGGCUGUCUGACGAAGCUGCAAACUUUGAACCGCGAAAAGCACUCAUUGAAAGUCAAAAAGGCCAAAGCACAUUCACAGUUCUCCUUCUCAACAAGUGCAAAGACGAGUUUGAAAAUCGUUCAAAGGCGAGCGAGGCAUUCGAAAAUCAGGAUGAACUUGGCCCAGAGGAAGAGGAACGCCGACAGGUGGCCAAGCGUAAAAUGCUUGGCAACAUCAAAUUCAUCGGAGAACUGGGGAAAUUGGGGAUCGUGUCGGAAACGAUUUUACACCGUUGCAUCCAGCAAUUAUUGGAGAAGAAAAUGCGAAGGAGAUCCAGGGGGGACACUGCCGAGGAUAUCGAAUGCCUCUGUCAAAUCAUGCGUACCUGCGGCCGUAUCCUUGACUCGGAUAAAGGCCGCGGACUCAUGGAUCAAUAUUUCAAACGUAUGAACUCCUUAGCAGAGAGCAGGGAUCUUCCUCUACGCAUCAAGUUUAUGCUGCGUGAUGUUAUUGAGCUACGCCGUGAUGGCUGGGUACCGCGUAAGGCUACCAGCACUGAAGGUCCAAUGCCCAUCAAUCAAAUCCGCAGUGAUAACGAAGAGUCUUCGAGGGGAAAUGGCUUCCAUAGACGUGAGGAUCGCCUCGGAGCUGAAUUUCUAAGGAAAAUGGGACGUGGCGGAUUAGACAUGGACAUGAUGGGAGGUAUACCGUUGACCUCUCCGUCGUUCGGCAUGCCAUCUCCAUUCAGCCCCAACGGAUUUUCUGGAUCUCCCGGGGUUGCUUAUGGUCGUCAUAAUCAACGUAACCAGCCGGGUUACUAUCAGAACCAGAAUCGUCAUCAGAACAACUAUCAAGGGAAACACAAUCAACAGCAACAUAAUUCGCCACAAAACUUUAAUAACAAUAGCAAUAAAGAACAAUUACGCUUCAAUAAAAAUAAGAUGUUGAUUGGACAUCCGGAAGAAGUUUCACUAAGACCAUCGGCUAAUUCUAUGAUGUUUAAACAAACCAAUAUCAAUCCCAACCUACCUCUCAAUAGUGAUCUGUUCACGGGACGAGCAUCGGAAUUACCUCUUCUACGUACUAGCACAUUGAAACCCAGCUCGCCAUUAUUGCACAAGGAAUUGUCACCAGCGAUCGUGAUAAAGCAAGGUCCUGUCGACAAACGAGAGAAAGCUCGCGAUAGAAAGGACAAAGGAACUUCUAGAGAGGAGAUACUGAAGAAAGUAAACUCCUUGAUGGAUGAUCUUGUUUCUCAUACGAACAUGCAGGAUGCAAUAACAGCUUUUCAAGAUCUUAAGAUACCUGAACGAUUUUUACGUCAUGCAAUUUAUACGUUAUACUCUAAUACAUUAGAUCGUGGAGAUUCUGAGCGAGAACUCGCAGCUAAACUGAUAGUUGAAUUGGAGAAAGCAGACGUGAUCACUGUACAGCAGAUACAUGAGGGAUGGAAAGAAUUAGUAUCCAAUAUUCCAGAAAAAGAGAGUACUGUGCCUUGUGUAGCUUCUCACGUUGCCUUCUUAACAGCCAAGGCGAUUGUGGAUAAUUUAAUUCAAUUAAACGAUCUUGUUGCUGUGACAGAGAACGGUCAGCAUCAUCCGCUGUUUUUACUUACACUUCAGCAGUUACAUAAAAGCCAAGGCAAAGCGAGACUCACGCAGAUCUUUAACGAGAGCAAGGUGAAUCUUAUUAGCCAGUUACCCGAAGCAGACAAGACAAAAGAAAGACUUGCAGAGAUCUUGGAGGACAGAGAAUUGACUUUCCUUUAUCCACUUCUUAAGAUCCAGGGAGAUAUCUGGCGUCAAUUAGAAUAUGACCCAAAUCCUAAUACUCUUUACAAAUGGAUCAAAGAAAAGCUAGAACCUUCGCAUCAUUCUGAUUCAGAGUUCAUUAAUGCUUUGAUGAACGUUCUUCUGAAAUACAUUACACAGGAAACAAUACUGGCACCUGGUGUUGAUCCUUCUAGUGUAGGCAAAUCAGUAAUAGAUAAAGAAAAGGCAUUACUGGAAAAAUAUGCACGUUUGAUGCGUUUACUCUUCGUCGAUAUAGAGUCUCAAGUGACAGCCCUGCAUGCACUUCAAGCAUUUUGGUUCUCGCACAAUUUUCCAAAAGGGAUGUUAUUACGAUGGUUUGAUGGACUUUACCGAUUAGAGGUGAUUGAAGAAGAUGCCUAUUUCAAAUGGAAGGAAUGCGUCACUGAUGCUUAUCCGGGCAAGGGUAAAGCGUUAUUCGAGGUCAAUAGUUGGUUAACAUGGUUAGAUAAUGCAUCCACGGAAGAAGAAAGUGAUGACCACAACGACGAUGACGACAACAAUAAAAACUACAGAAUGCAAAAACUGUGAGAAGAAUACGUUCUUCCGGCUACCUAUAAUUUGGAAUAGGAUUUUGCUAUCUAUAUUACUGGACCAGGCGGUUUCAGUUUACUAAUUGAGUUGUCUCCAUCCAUUGCCACAAACAUCUUUUUAGUCUGUGUCAAGCCCUCGUUCAA